CUGUGGCGCUACAUUUUCUGAAUAAAAAAUAACUUUUGUAUUAUAAUAAUUAACAUUAUCCAUUCUCUGUAAAUUUCCACUCUCGUUGUCGGAGAUCACUUUUUAAAAAAUUCCGAUUAAUCAAAAAUCGAAGCUAGAAAAGAACAAAUCGAGAUGAAAAACAUAGAGCCGGGUAGCCACUGCACGAUUAGUGUGGUAGAAGACCCCCUACAUGAGGGCGAAUAUUUUUUUGAGGGCACUGAGAAGUUGCUGGAGAUCUGGUUCUCCCCAUCGUCACCCUCAUCUGCGUCUGGAUCAGUUCAGGGCGGCCGGGCAAGUCUAAGAGACAUCAACAGAUCAGAGUGGGAAUUGUUGUUGAAGAAUGUCAACUGUGAGAUACUUAGUAGUAGACACUCAACCACUAUGGAUGCAUAUCUGCUCAGUGAGAGCAGCAUGUUUGUAUCAAAGGAUCGAAUCAUAUUGAAGACGUGCGGCAAGACGACACUCCUUGAAGCUGUCAAGCCAUUGCUUGGUCUUGCCAAAGAACAGUGUGGAUUCGAUAAUAUAGUGGAUGUGUUCUAUUCUCACAAAAAUUACUUGCGCCCUGAUUUGCAGCCGGAGACGUACAGGCAUUUUGACCAAGAGGUGGCUAUGUUGGAUACUUUGUUCGAAGAUGGAGCUGCGUAUGUACUUGGCAAACUGAACAAGGAUUGUUGGUACAUAUAUACCUUGGAUAGAUUCAACAUCACAGAGCCCGACCAGACAUUAGAAAUCAUGAUGAUGGAUGUGAACCAAGAUGUCAUGAACAUGUUCACCCAGUCCUAUGGUCUCACCGCUAGUCAGCUAACUGAGAAAACAGGAAUAUUGGAUAUCCUGCCAGGGGCCAUUAUAGAUGAUUGGUUAUUUGAACCAUGUGGUUAUUCGAUGAACGCACUCCUACCAAAUGGACGCUACUUCACCAUCCACAUCACUCCGGAAGAUGAAUUUUCGUAUGUCAGUUUCGAAACCAACGUACCAAGGGAUUCUUACAACGAUUUGAUCACCAAAGUUACUGAUAUCUUUCAACCUAACAAGUUCAUUGUUACUCUCAUGGCUAAUGAGGCAUCGCCAGCUUACAAGCUUUGCCUGAAGAUGGAUGGUCCAGUGAAGCCAUUCAGACGCACAGAGCACCAGGCAUGCGAGAUGAAGAAUUACAAUUUGAAUUAUGCUCUGUACGAGCGUCCUCCCACCUCCAAACUCAUCCCCUACAAGUGAGGACUACUGGGCCACCACAGCGAAAUCACCCCUGGUCAUUUCUCUCUCUUUCUCUUUCGUUCUUAUCUCUCUUUCUUAUCAUCUUCGUCGUUACCUUGUUACGGAGUCUUGGAAAGCAUGUUGAAUGUAUUGGAUCGUGUCGUUUGUGGUUGUUUUCCGGUGAUACGAUGUUGCUGUUUGCCGCCAUUUUGUUAUCAUUCUUGCUCUCGAUUGCUUUUCAUACUUCUCAUCAAUUUUUCUUUCAUUCUGUCUCGCCAUCUUCCUUCUGUCUCUUCAUCUGACUCUUGCACUGAUGACCAGUUGACAUGUAGCAGGCGCUGUGGUGUGCUCCAGAACGUUCGAGCUGGUGAAUUCUCGAACAAAAUUUUGUCGGAAAAAUUAGUUUGUAAAGAAACAUUGAUUCGUCUAAAAAUUAUUUCCAAUCAUAUUUAUGAUUUCUUUUCAUAUUUGAUCGUUUGUAAUUGGUAUAAUGAAUUUAUAAGCAAUAAGAGUAAAAUGUUAAUUAGAAUAUAUCGUGAGGAUAAUAUUAGUCUGGAAUACCUUUUAUUAAGAAAUAUUUCUUGUGAAAGUUUCAUUGGUAAAGGUGUUUAUAGCAACUCAACGGUUGAUAAUUUAGCUCUAUUUCUAUGUAAUAGAUUUCUAAUUAGAAUUAUGUUUUACCUGAAUAGUAACGCUUUAAUCGUAGCUGCAGAGUAUAAUUUCAUGAACUAUCAAUUAAUUGUAAGCAACUAUUUAAGAAACUACUCGAUUUUAU
This is a messenger RNA of Helobdella robusta, 1987 nucleotides long. RefSeq lists its product as hypothetical. The transcript has 13 exons. Gene Ontology annotation, molecular function: adenosylmethionine decarboxylase activity. Gene Ontology annotation, biological process: spermidine biosynthetic process; spermine biosynthetic process. Gene Ontology annotation, cellular component: cytosol. The record is from RefSeq and is a predicted model, not a curated record. The coding region runs from base 154 to 1233 and encodes 359 amino acids. NCBI's taxonomy places the organism in Eukaryota, Metazoa, Annelida, Clitellata, Rhynchobdellida, Glossiphoniidae.